Molecule: messenger RNA, 1458 nt
Organism: Gadus macrocephalus (Pacific cod)
Lineage: Eukaryota; Metazoa; Chordata; Actinopteri; Gadiformes; Gadidae
Gene: slc35a3a
Product: solute carrier family 35 member A3a
Exons: 8
Coding region: 436-1422 (328 amino acids)
Biological process (GO): pyrimidine nucleotide-sugar transmembrane transport
Cellular component (GO): Golgi membrane
Molecular function (GO): UDP-galactose transmembrane transporter activity
Source: RefSeq, a predicted model, not a curated record
ACGCCGCAAGAGACCAAAGAAAAUAACCACUACACGGAAGUCAUUCGAUCUGGUGGUCGCUUCCUUGAUAAGUUCAGCCUUCUCUAAGAAGACACUUGCAACUAAUCGCUAAUAUAAAUGAAACAUGCGAGAAUUGAGCUAAAAUGGGCUUAAAUGUAGGAGCUUGUGCAGAGCUGUUUGUCGGCGUGAGGACGGACGGUUGAGGUACAUGGACGCGGGCACUGGAGGGUCUGUUCUGACAGCUCUGUUGACAUUGCAGUCACUAUUUACAUUGCAACCUCUUAUCUGAAAUAAAGGAUACUAGGAUACUGCUGUUCAUCAUACUACCCGAUGCGGAGUCUUUAAUGUUACGAAGUCGCCUGGCUGAUCUGAAGCUGCUCUCAACAGGCUGUCUCUGGAAGUAUCAAGAGAGGCCUGACUACCGACUAGUGGACCAUGGCGUCCCCCAGGCUGAAGUACCUGUCCCUGGGCGUUCUGGUGUUCCAGACCACGUCGCUGGUGCUCACCAUGCGGUACUCCCGCACCCUGCAGGGGGACGGCCCGCGGUACCUGGCCUCCUCCGCCGUGGUGGUCGCAGAGCUGAUGAAGAUCGUGGCUUGUCUUCUGCUCGUCUUAAAGGAACACAACUACAGCCUUCGAGCCCUCAACAGCAUCCUUCGCCAGGAAAUCCUCCACAAGCCCAUAGACACCCUUAAACUGGCGGUUCCGUCCGGGAUCUACACCCUGCAGAACAACCUGCUCUACGUGGCGUUGUCCAACCUCGACGCUGCCACCUACCAGGUGACGUACCAGCUGAAGAUCCUCACCACGGCGCUGUUCUCGGUGUCCAUGCUGGGGCGUCGGCUGGGCGUGUACCAGUGGCUCUCGCUGCUCAUCCUCAUGGCCGGCGUCGCUCUGGUCCAGUGGCCCUCGGAGACCCCAGGAGCCAAGGAGACGGAGGCCCCGGCGACGGGGUCCCAGUUUGUGGGCGUGGCGGCGGUGCUGGUGGCCUGCUGCUCCAGCGGCUUCGCGGGCGUCUACUUCGAGAAGAUCCUGAAGGAGAGCAAGCAGAGCGUCUGGGUCCGCAACAUCCAGCUAGGGUUGUUUGGCCUGGUGUUUGGGCUGUUUGGGAUGCUGGCCUACGACGGUGAGCGUGUGAGCGAGUCCGGAAUGUUCCAGGGGUACAACGGCAUCACCUGGACCGUGGUGGCGCUGCAGGCGCUGGGCGGUCUGGUCAUCGCGGCGGUCAUCAAGUACGCCGACAACAUCCUGAAGGGCUUCGCCACCUCGCUGUCCAUCAUCCUCUCCACCCUCAUCUCCUACUUCCUGCUGCAGGACUUUGACCCCACCAGCGUCUUCUUCAUGGGAGCAUUGCUGGUUAUCGCGGCCACCUUCCUGUACGGAUACGAGGGGAAGACCGCACCCAACCCCAGCAGAGCAUAGCGGACACGCGCACAGACACUCUCCAGAGGAACCGAA